AUGGAAGCAUCUUCUGUACUUCCUUGCAAGUGGUGUAUCCACUUGGAAGGGCUUCUGAUCACAGCCUCCCUUUUAACCUGCUGGCACCUGCCUACCACUGCACAAAUAACCAUUGAAUUAGUGCCACCCCAAGUGAUUGAAGGAGAAAAUGUUCUCAUACGUAUUGACAAUCUGCCAGAGAAUCUUGUAACCUUAGCCUGGUUCAGAGGAACAAGGAUUAAGAGCCCGCAAAUUGGACAAUAUACCCUGGCCACUAAUACUACUGUGCUGGGGCCUGGUCACAGUGGUAGAGAGACUUUGUACAGCAAUGGAUCCCUGCAGAUCUACAAUGUCAACCAGGAGGAUAUAGGGUUCUACAGCCUACGAAUCAUAAACAGACAUGCAGAGAUUUUAUCCAUAACAUCCAUAUAUCUCAACGUGUACUCAUCUCUUUGGACAUGUGAGCACCCUUCUCCCUAUGCCAAGCUCACCAUUGAAUCAGUGCCACCCAGAAUUGCUGAAGGGGAAAAUGUUCUUCUAUGGGUUCACAAUCUCCAAAAAAAUCUUCUAUCCUUUUUCUGGUACAAAGGGGUGGUUGCAGUGAAGAAAUUUGAGGUUGCCAAGUACAUCAAAGCCACAAAUUCAAGUGUUCCAGGGCCUGCACACAGUGGUCGAGAGACAGUAUACAGCAAUGGAUCUCUGCUGCUCAAGAAGGUCACACAGUAUGAUAGUGGAUUCUAUACUCUACGAACUAUGAGUACAGAUCUGAAAGAUGAAGUAGCACAUGUGCAACUCUACGUGGAUAAUUCCCUUUCUACUUGCUGUCACCAUUUGCAAGUCAAGAUUGAAUCAGUUCCUCAGAAUGUUGCUGUAGGAAAAAGUGUUCUUCUCCUAGUUCAUAAUAUGCCAAAAGACUUUCAAGCAUUUUUCUGGUACAAAUCAGCAUAUAAGAGAGAUCAAUUCAAAAUUGCAGAAUACAGCAGAGCAUUAAAUUCCACUAUCCUUGGGAUGGCAUACAGCUUAAGAGAGAUGGUAUACACCAAUGGAUCACUGCUGAUAGUUGAUGUCAUUGAGGAGGAUGCAGGAUUUUACAUGCUAGAAAUUUUAAGAAAUGAAUUAAAUAUUGAAAAAGCCCACAUUAAACUCCAUGUAAAUCGCUUUGUUUCAAACUUCAAGGACUCUCUUUCCACUGCACAGCUCAGUAUAGAAUCAGUGCCACCCAGCAUUGCUGAAGGUGAAAGUGUUCUUCUACAGGUUCACAAUGUCCCAAAAAACCUUCUAUCCCUUUUCUGGUACAAAGGGGUGAUUGCAGAGAAGAAAUUUGAGCUUAUCCAACACAUCAUAGCCACAAGUUCAAGUAUUCCAGGGCCUGCAUACAGUGGUCGAGAAACAGUGUACAGAAAUGGAUCCUUGCUGCUCCAGAAGGUCACACCGAAUGAUAGUGGAUUCUAUACUCUACAAACUAUGAGUACAGAUCUGAAUAAUGAAGUGGCAUAUGUGCAACUCCAGCUAAACACCUCCAUUUCUGCUUGCUGUCACCCUUUGCAAGUCAAGAUCGAAUCAGUUCCUCAAAAUGUUGCUGUAGGAAAAAGUGUUCUUCUCCUAGUUCAUAAUUUGCCAGCUGACUUUCAAGCAUUUUUCUGGUACAAAUCAGCAUAUAGGUCAGAUACAUUCAAAAUAGUAGAAUACAGCAAAGUGUUUGAUUCUGUCAUCUCGGGGCCUGCAUACAGUGGAAGAGAGUUGAGUUACACCAAUGGAACACUGCUGAUACUUGAUGUUACUGAGAAUGAUGCAGGAUUUUACAUGCUAGAAAUUUUAAACAAAGACUUCAAAAUUGAAAAAGCCCACGUUCAACUCCAUGUAAAUCCCUCUGUGUCAAACUCCAAGGACUCUCCCUCCAUUGGACAGCUCAGUAUUGAGCCAGUGCCAUCCAGAAUUGCUGAAGGUGAAAGUGUUCUUCUGGUGGUCCACAAUCUCCCCAAAAACCUUCUAUCCCUUUUCUGGUACAAAGGGGUGAUUGCAGUGAAGAAAUUUGAGCUCAUCCAACACAUAAUAGCCACAAGUUCAAGCAUGCCAGGACCUGCACACAGUGGUCGAGAAACUCUGUACAGCAAUGGAUCCCUGCUGCUCCAGAAGGUCACACCGAAUGAUAGUGGAUUCUAUACUCUACGAACUAUGAGUACAGAUCUGAAAGAUGAAGUAGCACAUGUGAAACUCCAGCUGGACACCUUUAUUUCUACUUGCUGUCACCCUUUGCAACUCAAGAUCGAAUCAGUUCCUCAAAAUGUUGCUGUAGGAAAAAGUGUUCUUCUCCUAGUUCAUAAUUUGCCAGCAGACUUUCAAGCAUUUUUCUGGUACAAAUCAGCACAUAGGUCAGAUACAUUCAAGAUAGUAGAAUACAGCAGAGCCUUGGAUUCUGCCGUCUCGGGACCUGCAUACAGUGGAAGAGAGAUCGGAUACCCCAAUGGAACACUGCUGAUACUUGAUGUCAUUGAGGAGGAUGCAGGAUUAUACAUGCUAGAAAUUUUAAAUAAAGACUUCAAAAUUCAAAAUGCCUAUGUUCAACUCCAUGUAAAUACCUCUGUGUCAAACUCCAAGGACUCUCCCUCCAUUGGACAGCUCAGUAUUGAGCCAGUGCCAUCCAGAAUUGCUGAAGGUGAAAGUGUUCUUCUGGUGGUCCACAAUCUCCCCAAAAACCUUCUAUCCCUUUUCUGGUACAAAGGGGUGAUUGCAGUGAAGAAAUUUGAGCUCAUCCAACACAUAAUAGCCACAAGUUCAAGCAUGCCAGGACCUGCACACAGUGGUCGAGAAUCUCUGUACAGCAAUGGAUCCUUGCUGCUCCAGAAGGUCACACUGAAUGAUAGUGGAUUCUAUACUCUACGAACUAUGAGUACAGAUCUGAAAGAUGAAGUAACACAUGUGGAACUCGAGCUGAACACCUUCCUUUCUGCUUGCUGUCACCCUUUGCAAGUCAAGAUCGAAUCAGUUCCUCAGAAUGUUGCUGUAGGAAAAAGUGUUCUUCUCCUAGUUCAUAAUUUGCCAACAGACUUUCAAGCAUUUUUCUGGUACAAAUCAGCACAUAGGUCAGAUACAUUCAAGAUAGUAGAAUACAGCAGAGCCUUUGAUUCUGCCAUCUCAGGGCCUGCAUACAGUGGAAGAGAGAUUGGAUACCCCAAUGGAACGCUGCUGAUACUUGAUGUCACUGAGGACCAUUCAGGAUUUUACAUGCUAGAAAUUUUAAAGAAAGACUUCAAAAUUGAAAAAGCCCACAUUCAACUCCAUGUAAAUAGCUUUGUUUCAAACUCCAAGGACUCUCCCUCCAUUGGACAGCUCAGUAUAGAAUCAGUGCCACCCAGCAUUGCGGAAGGUGAAAGUGUUCUUCUACAGGUUCACAAUGUCCCAAAAAACCUUCUAUCCCUUUUCUGGUACAAAGGGGUGAUUGCAGAGAAGAAAUCUGAGCUCAUCCAACACAUAAUAGCCACAAGUUCAAGUAUUCCAGGGCCUGCACACAGUGGUCGAGAAACAGUGUACAGCAAUGGAUCCUUGCUGCUCCAGAAGGUCACACCGAAUGAUAGUGGAUUCUAUACUCUAAGAACUAUGAGUACAGAUCUGAAAGAUGAGGUAGCACAUGUACAACUCCAGCUGGACACCUCUACUUGCUGUAACCUCCUCACCUCUGACCAACUCAGGAUUGAACUGAUGCCUCAGAAUGUUGCUGUGGGGAAAAGUGUUCUUCUUCUCACUUAUAACAUACCAGAAGACAUUCAGACACUUUUCUGGUACAAAUCGGUGUAUAGGACAGAUAUAUUUAAAAUUGCAGAAUAUAGCAGAGCCAUGGAAUCCACUAUCUGGGGGCUUGCACACAGCGGAAGAGAGAUGUUAUACACAAAUGGAUCCUUGAUGAUCCAGAAUGUCACUGAAAAUGAUGCAGGAUUGUAUAUGUUAGAAAUUUUACACAAGGACUUCAAAACUGAGAGAGCACAUGCACAAGUCCAUGUAAAUAACCCUGUUUCAUGGCCCUUUGUGAGAGUCACUGAAACCACAGUCAGAGUCCAGAGCUCAGUGGUCUUCACUUGCUUCUCAGCUGACCCUGGAAUCUCCAUCCAUUGGCUAUUCAAUGAGCAGAGUCUGCAACUCACAGAGAGGAUGACACUUUCCCCGUCAAAGUGUCAACUCACCAUAGAUCCUGUCAGGAAGGAGGAUGCUGGAAAGUAUCAAUGUGAGGUCUCCAACCCAGUCAGUUCAAAGACCAGUCUCCCAGUCGGCCUGACUGUGAUGGAAGUGGAAGAGUGA
Arvicanthis niloticus (Nile rat) is the source of this 4272-nucleotide messenger RNA. RefSeq names its product cell adhesion molecule CEACAM5-like. Gene Ontology annotation, cellular component: cell surface; plasma membrane. The record is from RefSeq and is a predicted model, not a curated record. Lineage: Eukaryota; Metazoa; Chordata; Mammalia; Rodentia; Muridae. Gene Ontology annotation, molecular function: protein tyrosine kinase binding. Gene Ontology annotation, biological process: regulation of immune system process; signal transduction.